This is a messenger RNA of Aplysia californica (California sea hare), 2304 nucleotides long. RefSeq lists its product as uncharacterized. The coding region runs from base 711 to 1274 and encodes 187 amino acids. The transcript is spliced from 6 exons. The record is from RefSeq and is a predicted model, not a curated record. NCBI's taxonomy places the organism in Eukaryota, Metazoa, Mollusca, Gastropoda, Aplysiida, Aplysiidae.
UCACAUAAUAGGACUUGAAGGCACAGCGCGAUAAGACCUAUGGGGUACACAGUCCGUGCACAAACACACAUUCCGACAGCUUUAUUAAACGGUCGAGGUUAUUGCAUGGAGAGAUUUUUAUCUAACCGCUGGCAGUAGUAUGUGUUGAGGGCAUUGAGGAGAAAUCGAUGGCCAGGUCAAAGUACAGCUAGACUUAUACAUUACCCAAGUCUGCCUUGAUCAGAAUAAUAUUGUUCAUUUUUCUCCUAAGAGGACAGUGGUAUUAUAAACAUUCAGUAAAUGUACAGAAUUAUUGACCCAAGAAAGACUUCACAGAAAAGUAAAAUAACUACGGAGGACAAGGCUUUGACUUGAAGAAGGAAGAUCUCACCUUUUCAUUCAGUGCCUGGAUCUACAUCGAUUCCAGCAAUUUAGACCCUAAAGGAAUAUAAGGGGGGAAAAAAUCAACAAAACCACAACAAAGAAAAAAAAAAAAAAAGAAAAAGAGAAACGUUCUCAUGCUGUCAGAUCACGGAUAAACAGAGAACGAUACACAAUUUCUAUUCGAUGAACAUCUAAUUUGCUCAGAAUUAGCGUCUCGGGCAAGGGGGUUUGCCCUUCCUUGUGACUCAAUACAAGCAACAUGUGAGCCGCUGCAAACAACUUUGCCCUGCCUUCAGGUCUCACACGUUUCUGGUCAUAAGAACGGUCAACAACUACCAACGUUGAACAUGAUUCAUGAAUUACCUUCUUUGGAGAGGAAGAAAACUGCAAGUAAUGCCAACAAAAUCGCGACAGCCACCUGGCUCGGUUUGCUCACAGCAGCAAGUGUCACGAAAAUCGUCGUAGGUUCCUUGUACGUUGAUGGAGGAUGUCUGGGCUUCAGUCUCUUGCCGUACUACCUCAUCAUUGGCGGGAUCUUGGCUCUGAUCCCAGCUUGCAUCGCUGUGCUCGCUUCCUUCUACAAGAAGUCACGUGACUUGGAGGAUUUUUGGGACUUGUUAGGAAAACUCUUCAUCGUAUCUAUAGCCCUGAUGAUUGCUGCCACAAUCUACAUUCUUGUCAGCGCCUCAAGAGUGACCAGCCUUGACCGCCUCUGUACUGACCAGUGGGUCCCGGUGUUCGGCUUCUGUAUCUUGGGUGCUGAUUGGAUCUUGUUCGCGCUUUUCUUCCGACUGUUCUGUGUCAACACCGUCUCCGAAUCCACCCAAGUGUCCGCCUUCCAACAAGACGAGUUCGGCCACGAGGAGUCGCCGUUUUACCUGUGGAAACAGCGUCACAAUGAGAGCUUCUGAAACAUCCGAGGACACUUAAAAACAUGAACAAACAAAAAAGAAAGGAAUAAACAACUACUGUCAGAAUUGUUCAAGAUAUUCGCCUAUUGUCGAGGAGCGAGGAGAAAAGUGACCUAGACAGGUGCAUUUUUAAAAAAGUGUUAUUAUAAUAAAUUGAAAGCACAAGAGUGGGAUCAGUAAGUGGUCGUUUGUACAUUAUGUUGUUUUCUUGGAUAGUUUGUCGUUAUAUCAAGAUCAAAUCUAAUUAUUCAAUGUGGUCUACGGUGCUGUAAGAAAGCCAUGGGAUGAUCUAGCACAGUGCUGCUCAACCCUUUUUUUUAACAGCGCGCUUUUUUUUACUACUUUUCAGAGGCUACAGUUUUCGUACCACCGACUUACUCGUACAUAUUAUGCAUUUCAGGUAGGGCAUCAAGUUAAAUGACACACGUCACUAUUCGGGUGACCCCCCCCCUCUCCCGCUCACCUAAGUUUUAUUACAAAAUCGUUCUCUAGUGGGCGAUGACGCCAAGGUAGGCAAGCAUCAAUCUAGAAGUACAUGUGCGCUACUGUCUCUCGCUGACUUUGUCCUGUGGAAGAUAGAGAAGUUGACAUCCACCCCUUGGCGUUCAUAUCACCUUAUGCAGUUGCGAGCACCGUAAAACCUCUAUUAAAACUAAAACUUAAACUGUCUCUGAUCAAAAGUUCUGGCGGCUUCUGUGGGCAGCUAUUGUUGUUCCUUGUGGUGAACACUGCUCUUGGGGAAAGCAAAGGGUAACCACAACGCUUUACUAAGUUUACAUCAAUGACAUUGAUUUAGGUUUGAUAUUUUGGACACAUUAUACACGCAGAGGAGUGUCAUUUGUAUACAGUCAAAUUAUCUUAAAUGUGUAGUAAUAUAUUAUUAUCAUUAUUUGAAAUAGGAUGUGGAAGAAAGCACAGAUUUGAGGGGGAAAGGGGGCAGAGAGGGAGCUGGAAAAGGCGAGGGAAGAAGAAGAAGAAAAAGAAGAAAAAGAAGAAGAAGAAGAAAAAGAAGAAGAAGAAGAAGAAGAAG